AUGCGAAAGAAUCCAAGUGGUGAAACAGUCGUUGGGGCAGAACACCAGGCUGUGCCCCCAAAGUACAGCCAGCGGAUGAUGGAGUUCCUCAAGUCGCAAAUGGACAAAGUGCAAGAUCUAGAGAAACCGCCCGAGGCUUCGAAAGCAACUUUGGACACAUUCAAUCGUGCGCUGGCGUCAGGGGCAAGCCUGCUGAGCAAACACAAUAAAUUUGACCUAAAGAAUUUCUACAGGAUUGAUGACACAUGGGCAGCGGUGGAAUUGAUAUGCCGCUCACUGGCGGAGGUCAGUCGAGAGUGGGGCAAAGAUGCUGCUGUUGGGGAGAGGAUCCCUGCAGAGUGUGUUGAGGAGGACAGGCAGCAUCUCUACAUGCGCCUGGCCUACAUUUUCAAAGACAAGCUUGUUGAUGUUCGGGAUGAGAAGCUGCGACAGGAGUGGUAUGCUGUCAGGCAACGACAUGAGGAUCAAAUGAAGGGUCUGGUUGUCGUUGACAAUGCAGAGAUUGUAUUGGGAGACAGAAUUGGUGAAGGGGGUGAGGGGUCUGUGCAUAAAGCUGUGUGGCAGGGAGAGCCAGUCGCUGUCAAAUUGCUGUGCCCUCCCAACCGGGAGUUGGACAUUGAGGAUUUUGCGGACUUCUUCAAGGAGGUUUCAAUACACGCUUCCCUGGACCAUGCUCACAUUGUCAAACUGCAGGGAGUAAGCAAAUCGGGCUGGUUCGUGAUGCAGCUCGCUAAUAUGGAUUUGAAAAGCUUCUGCAAGAAAAACCUACGGUGGCCCUUGAAGCUGAGGCUGUUGCAGCAGGCAGCAGAUGGACCCUGCUACAUGCACAGCAAGAACUUGGUGCACUGUGACAUCAAGAGCGCCAACUUUCUUGUUUUUGGAACAGAUCCCGAAAAUUGCACUGUCAAGAUUGCUGACUUUGGGCUUACGAUCGAAGCCAGGGGAUCAAGAAGCAGAACUGUGAGGCGGCCAGGUGGAACACUUGAAUGGUUGGCCCCUGAGGUGUACAAUGGAGAGCGGCUCACUUUUGCCUCGGACGUCUUCAGUUUCGGGGUCGUCAUGUAUGAAAUCAUAACAGACAAGCAUCCCUAUGGGGCUGAUAGGUUGGAUUCACAAGUGGCUCCUGCAGCCUUGAUGAACAGAAAGCUCAGUGGGGAGGAGCCUUGUACUGUUGAGCCUCACCACUGUCCUGAAGAAAUGGCCGACCUCAUGAAGCGCUGUUGUGCCCUCAACGCUGAUCAGAGACCCACCAUGGAGGAGGUUUGCAGCGUUCUGGCGGACCUGCCUUACACAUGGCAGCAUGAUCGCCUGCCUGCUGUUCCCACAGAGAGGGAAGCUGAAGAAAUGUUGGUAGCUGUGCAGCAGGGGAACACCGAUGGGGUUUUGACCUUGCUAAAGUCGAGGUUCAAUCCGAAUGUUGUGCUGAACAGGGAUGGUUGGACACCCCUGAUGUUUGCAGCGCACAAUGGGCGCAUGAGCAUUGUUGAAGUGCUGCUGACGAGCGGUGUGAAUGUCAAUGCACGGAACAAGGAAAAAUUCACUGCUCUGCAUCUCGCGUGUAUGACUGAACAAGACCAAGUCAUUAGGCUGUUACUCAACAGCGGAGCCAAGGUGGAUGUGCGGGCACAGAAUGGGGCAACUCCAUUGCUGGUUGCAGCAGAACUGGGAUACCCAAAGGCUGUGGAGGAGCUUCUGAGGAAAAGACCAUUGGUUGAUGCCCAAAACAAGGACCAAGCAACCGCCCUCUACAGUGCUGCACAGAAUGGAUAUGUCACAAUUGUACAGCAGCUGCUUAACAAUGGUGCCGAUGUGGACAUCCCCUUCAAGGACUUGUCAACGCCAUUGUACAAAGCAUCCCAGAAUGGACAUGUCAUCAUAGUCAGGCUGCUGCUCAACAGUGGAGCCAACGUGGAUUCGGAAUUCAAGGACGGAGCGACCCCAUUGACGAUUGCAGCGACAGAAGGGCACGUUGAGGUGGCCUUAGAGCUGAUCAGGCAGGGCGCAAACGUCAAUGCCCAAAGGAUGGAUGGCGACACGCCACUUCACUGGGCGGCAAGGAGGAACCGUCAACACAUGGUGGAACUCCUACUGCACAAUGGUGCCAACAGGAAAAUCAGAAACAAGUACGGCGUGUUUGGGAACACGCCUGCUGAUGUUGCCAAGAAGGAGGGCCACCAUGCAAUUUUGAGGAUACUGAACGCCCGGGGGUGA
This is a messenger RNA of Ostreobium quekettii, 2211 nucleotides long. NCBI's taxonomy places the organism in Eukaryota, Viridiplantae, Chlorophyta, Ulvophyceae, Bryopsidales, Ostreobiaceae. The record is from the annotation of a GenBank genome assembly.